AUGUGUGUUGUAUCAGAUAGACAUGAGAGCAUCAUUAAGGCGGUGAGUAGAGUGUAUCCAACUAUGCCACAUUUGGCGUGCAUAUGGUAUUUAUGGAAAAAUGUGACCACGAAAUACAAGUCGAAUGGUGAAGUAUUGAGUCCUGUAUUCUAUGCACUUGCAAAAGCAUACACACAGGCUGAGUUUGAUAAGCUGAUGGAGAAGAUUGAGAAGGUUGAUUUUCGGGUAAAAGAGUACUUGGAGGAUGCUGGAAGGGAAAAGUGGGCUCGACUGUAUUCACCCGUUAACAGAGGAUGGGCAAUGACGUCAAAUAUAGCCGAAUGUAUUAAUGAAAAAUUGGUAGCAGCAAGAGAGUUGCCUGUUUUCGAUUUUCUUGAAGAAGUGAGGAAGAUGUUUGGGAGAUGGAAUUGCACUAAUAGGAGGAACGGUGCAUACACAUUCACAACACUUGGGAAAGCAUUCCAGCAAUUAUUAUCAAUAAACGAAUGUAAAUCUCUACGUAUGACGGUUGAACCAUCAACUGAAUAUGUGUAUACCGUAAAUGAUGAGGCAAGGCGAUUCAUAAUUGAUCUUAAAAAGAAAACAUGCAGUUGUCGGAUGUUCCAAAUGGACGAGAUACCAUGUCCACAUGCAUGGGCUGUAUUGAAGAGUAAAAGUCUUAUGCCUGAUGAAUAUUGUUCAGACCUAUUCAAACCAAAGACAGUGAUUAAGACGUAUGAUGUGCCUGUGGAUCCUCUGCCUGACGAGAGUGAGUGGAAUAUUCCCAAACACAUAAGCGAUGAAGUUGUUUUGCCACCAAGAUACAAGAGACCCCCGGGAAGGCCAAAGAAAAAGCGAGAUAAACCAUUAAUGGAGACGAUGAUUGGUAAACGUAGGAAUGCUUGUAGUACUUGUGGACGUCUUGGUCACAAUAGAAGUUCUUGUUCCAAAGAGCCACGUAAGAAGUAG
Lycium barbarum (goji berry) is the source of this 948-nucleotide messenger RNA. RefSeq lists its product as uncharacterized. The transcript has 2 exons. Gene Ontology annotation, molecular function: zinc ion binding. The record is from RefSeq and is a predicted model, not a curated record. The coding region runs from base 1 to 948 and encodes 315 amino acids. NCBI's taxonomy places the organism in Eukaryota, Viridiplantae, Streptophyta, Magnoliopsida, Solanales, Solanaceae.